Molecule: messenger RNA, 1514 nt
Organism: Sitophilus oryzae (rice weevil)
Lineage: Eukaryota; Metazoa; Arthropoda; Insecta; Coleoptera; Curculionidae
Product: isovaleryl-CoA dehydrogenase, mitochondrial
Exons: 8
Coding region: 178-1434 (418 amino acids)
Biological process (GO): L-leucine catabolic process
Cellular component (GO): mitochondrion
Molecular function (GO): flavin adenine dinucleotide binding; 3-methylbutanoyl-CoA dehydrogenase activity
Source: RefSeq, a predicted model, not a curated record
UAAUCAAAUUGUCCAAUAGCGCACACAGUAAAACAGCCUUUAAUUGCCUUAUUUCGAAAUGCUGUCGCGAUAAGAUAGAUAGUGAUUUUCAACUUUUCUGUUUUGAAAGAAUACAAAGAAGAUUUCAAGUUAGUUGCAAGACAGCGCGAGUUUUUGUUAAAUUGUAUUGCCUCGAAUAUGGCUAGAAGAGUUGGAUCGUUUCUUUUAAGAACCCUAAAUAAAACAAAUAUUCUUCAGGAAAGGCAUGUGUCACAGUAUUAUCCAAUAGACGAGCACAUAUUCGGAUUAACUUCAGAACAAAUUCAGCUUAGGGAAUCGGCGUUUAAUUUUGCCCAAAAAGAAUUAGCAUUUAAGGCGGCUGAAAUAGAUAGAACAAAUAAUUUUGAAGAUCUUAGGAUUUUUUGGAAAAAGUUGGGAGACUUGGGAUUUCUAGGUAUAACAGCUGAAUCUGAAUAUGGUGGAUCAGACAGCGGCUAUCUGGAACAGAUAAUUAUCUUGGAAGAACUGUCCAGAGCCUGUCCAGCAAUAGCGCUGUCUUUCAUAGCACACUCGAAUUUGUGUCUAGGUCAAAUUCAAAGAAAUGCCAACAAAGAACAAAAAAAGAAGUAUUUACCUAAAUUAUGCACUGGAGAGCAUAUCGGAGCAUUGGCAAUGUCAGAACCCAACUCUGGAUCAGAUGUGGUAUCUAUGAGAUUAAAAGCUGAGAAAUGCGGUGAUUACUAUAUACUGAAUGGUACCAAGUUUUGGAUAACUAACGGACCAGAUGCCGAUGUUCUAGUAGUAUAUGCGAAGACUGAUCCAAAAACUACAAAAUCUCAGCAUGGGGUUUCGACCUUUAUAGUAGAAAGGGGCUUUCCAGGAUUUAAAAGUGGCAUAAAACUGGAUAAACUAGGAAUGAGGGGUUCCAAUACAGGAGAGUUGAUUUUUGAAGACUGCAAAGUGCCCAAAGAAAACUUAAUAGGAAGUGAAAAUAAAGGCGUGUACGUGUUGAUGAGCGGACUGGAUUUAGAAAGGCUGACCUUAGCCGCAGGCCCGGUGGGCAUUAUGCAGGCCUGCUGUGACGUAGCCUUUGCUUACGCGCACGUCAGAAAGCAGUUCAACAAGCGAAUAGGGGAAUUCCAGCUGAUUCAGGGUAAAUUAGCGGAUAUGUACACCACCCUUUCGGCAUGCCGCAACUACCUUUACAACGUUGCCAGAGCUUGCGACAAAGGAAAAGUAAACAGCAAGGACUGCGCAGGAGUAAUAUUGUAUUGCGCAGAAAAAGCUACUCAAAUGGGUUUGGACACUAUACAGAUUUUAGGUGGAAAUGGAUAUAUUAAUGAUUAUCCAGCAGGAAGGCUCCUAAGAGAUGCUAAACUUUAUGAAAUCGGUGCGGGAACGUCAGAAAUUAGAAGAAUGCUUAUAGGAAGAGCUAUUAAUAAAGAAUACUCAUAAUAAUUAAAAUAUUAAGUACUUUAAAUUAAAAUUGAUUUAUAUUGAUUCCAUAUAUUAAGUAUUUACAUUUCAAAUAUUAA